Molecule: messenger RNA, 1824 nt
Organism: Cricetulus griseus (Chinese hamster)
Lineage: Eukaryota; Metazoa; Chordata; Mammalia; Rodentia; Cricetidae
Source: RefSeq, a predicted model, not a curated record
AUGGCGCCCUGUCUCCAGGAAGUAGAAGAUGACUACAUCAAGAGCUGGGAGGACAAUCAGCAAGGCGAUGAAGCCCUGGACACCACCAAGGACCCCUGCCAGAAGGUUAAGUGCAGUCACCACAAGGUAUGCAUCGCCCAAGGCUACCAGCGGGCCAUGUGCAUCAGCCGCAAGAAACUGGAGCACAGGAUCAAACAGCCCUCUCUGAAACUCCACGGAAACAAAGACUCCACCUGCAAGCCCUGUCACAUGGCCCAGCUCGCUUCAGUCUGUGGCUCAGAUGGCCAUACCUACAGUUCGGUGUGUAAGCUGGAACAGCAGGCAUGCCUGAGCAGCAAGCAGCUGGCAGUGAGAUGUGAGGGCCCCUGUCCCUGUCCCACGGAGCAGGCCACUACGUCCACCACCGAUGGCAAGUCAGAGACCUGCACAGGACAAGACCUGGCUGACCUGGGGGAUAGACUCCGCGACUGGUUCCAGCUCCUUCGUGAGAACUCCAAGCAGAAUGGCUCAGCCAGCAGUGCAGCCAGCCCCACAGGUGGCCUGGAUAAGAACCUGGGGGCCAGUUGCAAGGACUCCAUCGGUUGGAUGUUCUCCAAGCUGGACACCAGUGGAGACCUCUUCUUGGACCAGACAGAACUGGCUGCCAUCAACCUGGACAAAUAUGAGGUCUGCAUUCGCCCCUUCUUCAACUCCUGCGAUACCUACAAAGAUGGCCGGGUUUCUACCGCUGAGUGGUGCCUCUGCUUUUGGAGGGAGAAGCCCCCCUGCCUGGCAGAGCUGGAACGCACACAGAUCCAGGAAGCAGCCAAGAAGAAGCCAGGUGUCUUUAUCCCGAGCUGCGAUGAGGACGGCUAUUACCGGAAGAUGCAGUGUGACCAGAGCAGUGGUGACUGCUGGUGUGUGGACCAGCUGGGCCUGGAGCUGACCGGCACACGCAUGCAUGGGAACCCUGACUGUGAUGACAUCGUGGGUUUCUCAGGGGACUUUGGAAGCGGUGUCGGCUGGGAAGAUGAGGAGGAAAAGGAGACAGAAGAGGCAGGAGAGGAGGCUGAGGAGGAGGAGGGUGAGGCUGGUGAGGCAGAUGAUGGAGGCUACAUCUGGUAGAUGGCCCUCAAAGGCCUCGGCAGGCCAGGGUGCCGAUGGCCAGAGAGACAGGCCAGAAGAAACCUGGACGACAGCAGGCAACUUAGCAAAUGGAUCCGGAAGUCAGUGUGAAGGACCCUGGCUCCAGCGGGGAGGAUUGGAAUGGAGAGUGUGACAUGUGUGACUGGUUGUGUGUGUGUGUGUGUGUGUGUGUGUGUGUGUGUGUGUGAUGUGCUAACAGAUGUGUUCAUGCUGCUCAUAGCAGUGAAACACCCAAAGGCCCCUUCCUCCUCGUAGUUAUUUUCUUCUCCUUUGCUGUUGAUUUUAAAAUGCACACAUGUACACACUAAUGGGCCAAAAUCAGCAAAAUGAGAUGCCCCUGAUCCUGUUCCUCAGCUCAAUACCUGCUAUUCCUCCAUGCUCAGUCAGUGCUACCUUCCCCUGCCCCUUCCUGCCUUUCUUCCUCUAUCUUCUGAGGUCAAAGAGAGGAAGCAGGGGAAGCUGUAAGUUGGGUAACCUCCCCAAAUCAGGCUGAUCUGAUGUGAAAGCCGGCCAUCUUCUAGUGAUGAUGGGCAGGACUCCGCACACAGCAAGGCUUACCCUUCUGGUAUCUGAAGGACUAGUUGCAGAUAUGUCCAAUCAUGGCCCUUGGGCUGCAUUUGGUUCAGGAUAGCUAUCAAUGUGGCCCAACACAAAACUUACUUAAGACAUGGGUGGGUUUUUUUUUGGGGGGGGGUAACU